Gastrolobium bilobum is the source of this 1283-nucleotide messenger RNA. RefSeq names its product mitotic checkpoint protein BUB3.1-like. Gene Ontology annotation, biological process: mitotic spindle assembly checkpoint signaling. NCBI's taxonomy places the organism in Eukaryota, Viridiplantae, Streptophyta, Magnoliopsida, Fabales, Fabaceae. The record is from RefSeq and is a predicted model, not a curated record. The coding region runs from base 118 to 1149 and encodes 343 amino acids. Gene Ontology annotation, molecular function: ubiquitin binding. The transcript has 9 exons. Gene Ontology annotation, cellular component: phragmoplast; kinetochore; bub1-bub3 complex.
GAUGUGAGUCAUGUGACAGUACUGAUAUCCACUGUUCUUCUGGUUUGAAAUUUGAACUCUCUUAUUCUCUCCCUGACCCUUCAUUCCCAAAAUUUUGAAAUCGAAGCAACCCCAGACAUGACAACUGUGCUGCCGGCGACGGCGGCGCCCGGACGAGAGCUGUCGAAUCCUCCGUCGGACGGCAUCUCCAACAUGCGGUUCUCCAACCACAGCGAUCAUCUGCUGGUGUCCUCAUGGGACAAGAGCGUGCGGUUAUAUGAUGCGAGCGCAAAUGUGCUGAGAGGAGAGUUUAUGCACUCUGGCCCCGUCCUCGAUUGCUGCUUCCACGAUGAUUCUUCUGGCUUCAGUGCUGCCGCUGACAAUACUGUUAGGAGGCUCGUUUUCAGUUCUAAUAAGGAAGAUAUUCUAGGAAGACAUGAUGCACCUGUUCGUUGUGUUGAGUACUCCUAUGCCGCAGGGCAAUUGAUCACUGGUAGUUGGGACAAAACCCUGAAAUGUUGGGACCCUAGAGGUGCAAGUGGGCAAGAGCGCACACUAGUUGGGACAUAUCCACAACCUGAGCGUGUUUAUUCUCUCUCUCUGGUUGGACAUCGUCUAGUUGUAGCAACAGCUGGAAGACAUGUUAAUGUUUAUGAUUUGAGGAACAUGUCUCAACCUGAGCAACGAAGAGAAUCCUCAUUGAAAUAUCAAACAAGAUGUGUGCGCUGUUACCCAAACGGAACAGGUUACGCACUUAGUUCUGUUGAAGGGCGGGUUGCAAUGGAAUUCUUUGACCUCUCUGAGGCUAGUCAAGCAAAAAAAUAUGCUUUUAAGUGUCACAGAAAAUCAGAAGCCGGAAGGGACAUCGUCUAUCCUGUAAAUGCAAUUGCAUUCCACCCCAUAUAUGGCACGUUUGCCACGGGAGGGUGUGACGGGUAUGUUAACGUAUGGGACGGAAACAACAAGAAGAGGCUGUACCAGUACUCAAAAUAUCCAACUAGCGUUGCUGCACUCUCGUUUAGUAGAGAUGGACGCCUCCUGGCUGUUGCAUCAAGUUACACAUUCGAAGAUGGGCCUAAACCCCACGAACAAGAUGCUAUCUACGUUCGCAGUGUAAACGAGAUUGAGGUUAAGCCGAAACCCAAAGUCUAUACCAAUACUCCAGCGUGAUCCUUGAUGUUGAAAAUAGAAAUUUCUUCUAUCAUUUAUAAUGUAUUGUGCACUUGCUCACUUCCCUAUUGUGAAUUGCAAAAACUACAUGUAAACCAUUAUUGUGAAACACAAGUGUUGCGUUUCUCCCUCAA